UUAAGUAAAAAUAAAUAGUGAUCAUAUCAGUUUAUACAUUGAUACAUCUUUUAAGCCUAUCACUCUCACUAACCUCCUAACCUCUCCAUAAAUACCCCAUAAACAAACCCUAUUCUUCCUUACAAAUCUUCAGCUUCAGCCAAGAAACAUAAUCCAACUUUUCUCUCUCCCUCUGUUUAUCUCCCUUCUCUUCUUUGCCUUCAAUCCCUCCCUACAUCAAACACAAGAAAAAUAACCAACCUCUCUCUCUCUGCAUUCAUGGAUUUCCAAAACCAUGCAUAUCCACCACCAUCUUACUCCCCAUCAUCAUCUUCAUCAUCAUCAGCAUCCUCAUCACAAGAGAAAAGAACCAGAAGAAGAAAUCAAGAACCAGGGAGGUUUCUUGGUGUGAGGAGACGGCCUUGGGGGAGAUAUGCAGCUGAAAUAAGAGACCCAUCCACUAAAGAAAGGCAUUGGCUUGGAACCUUUGACACAGCUGAGGAGGCAGCCUUAGCCUAUGAUAGAGCAGCAAGAUCAAUGAAAGGGCUAAAAGCAAGAACCAAUUUCAUGUAUUCAGAUAUGCCUCAUGGUUCUUCUUUAACCUCCAUUAUAUCCCCUGAUGACUCAGAAAACCUCAAGAAAAGCCUUUUAAUGGCUUCCAUGAUAACCCCUGCUAAUACCCCAUUUUUGAACCAGCACCAAAACCAAUCCUCAGAAGCUCCUUUCUCCUUUGAUUUUCUUCAAUUUCAGAAUCUGAAUACUGGGUUUUCGUGCUCAAACCCAGCUUCUUCGGGUUCCGAAACUUCAGGGAAUUUAGAACCCCAAUUACCCACCUUUAAAACGGAGUCAGAUGGGUUGUUGAGCUCUGUUUUGGAGAGUGGCAGUGGUGGGGUUACUUCUCAAUCCAUUUCCUCUGUCCAAAACGCAAUGUGUGAAGAAGUGGAGUUUGGUUUGUGGGCUGAUUCUUAUUUUCAGAGUGGUUUUAGUGAAGAGAUUGGAGUUGAUUCUUCAAUGACCAGUAGCCAAUGCAUGGGCUAUAAUGGUGGCUAUGAUUCUUUCAUGAACAGUCCCUUGUUGGGGUGCAUGCCUCAGGUCCCUGAUACCCAGUCCUGUUCUAUGCCUGCUCCUACAGAAGCCAUUGACAUUGGUUCUUACCUUUUCUACUAAAACACCAAGAAAUAGAGGAAGAGAGCUGGAUUUGUCUUCAUCUUUUGAGUGCCACUUUUCCGAUGCAUGGAAUGUUUAAGGAAUCCCUAUGAGGUUUCGCACAGCUACCAUAAAGGGUUAGGCAAAGCUGUAAAAUUUAAGGAGCCCCAUGUUUUUUUUUUACUUUCAAGCUUUUAUUUGUGUUACAUUUUAGCUACUUUUGUGUACCCCUUGUUUCUUGCAAACUUCUAUAUUUAGAAUAUUAGAGAGCUUAAUUAAAGUGUAGGCAAAGUAGUGUUUUCUUUCUUGUGAGUCGUGUUUUACUUUAAAG
This is a messenger RNA of Amborella trichopoda, 1456 nucleotides long. RefSeq lists its product as uncharacterized. Gene Ontology annotation, biological process: regulation of DNA-templated transcription. The record is from RefSeq and is a predicted model, not a curated record. Gene Ontology annotation, molecular function: DNA-binding transcription factor activity; DNA binding. Lineage: Eukaryota; Viridiplantae; Streptophyta; Magnoliopsida; Amborellales; Amborellaceae.